Copidosoma floridanum is the source of this 2056-nucleotide messenger RNA. RefSeq names its product Armadillo repeat-containing protein gudu (gene gudu). The record is from RefSeq and is a predicted model, not a curated record. Lineage: Eukaryota; Metazoa; Arthropoda; Insecta; Hymenoptera; Encyrtidae. Gene Ontology annotation, molecular function: protein binding.
UCGGACUCGGUCUCGACGGCGGCCGGGCCACCAACGCAGAUCUCACUGGUCACCGGGGAGCCGUUCGGGCCCCGGGUCUGCCAGAUCAGCGAGGCACCCGAGGAGGCCAGCUCCGACGACGAGCCGACCUCCGAGAGCGAGGACGAGAGUCGCAUCGUCAAGGACGAGCUGAGCUCCGAGGUGCCCGCCGAGUACUGGCACAUGCAGAAGCUCAUCAAGUACAUGAAGGCUGGCAACCAGACGGCUACCACGGUCGCCCUCUGCCUCCUCAAGGACUACGAGCUCUCCAGCAGGGUGAUCCAGCGGGCCAUCCACGAGAUGGGCGGGCUGGAGGUGCUGGUGAAUCUGCUGGAGACACGGGAGAUGAAGUGCCAGCACGGCUCGCUGGCCGUUCUUCUGCAGGUCUCGUCGGCCCCCGACACCCGCCGCCACCUCGUCGACCUCGGGGUCGUGGCUCCGCUGAUCAAGCUGCUCAAGCACCCCGCCCGGGACAUCCAGGUUCUCACCGUCGAGACCAUGGCUAGCAUCGCGCUCCUCAGGAAGGCCAGGAAACAGAUCCGCGUCCGCGGUGGCGUGCCCCUCAUCCUCGACAUAAUGGACGUGCCCGACGCGGUGGUGCUGCGCCCGGCGAAGGAUCUCGACGACGUGGAGCGGGAGCAGCUGGCCGUGGCCAUAGGUUGCGCCAAGCUUCUGAACUCGCUGAGCAGUAGCCCGAAGAUCCAGGAGGAGCUGCGGAAGCACGGGGUCAUGUUCCUCAUCGCCCGGUUCCUCAAGUCCCGCUGCACCGAUCUGAUAGUGCCGCUGAUGGGCGCCGUCCAGCAAUGUGCCGAUCUGAAAGUCUUUAGGCUGGCCUACGAGAGAAUGGACAUCAUCAUAGACGUGGUGCAGCACCUCGAGAACGAGAAUUUCAAGCUCAAGGAGAACUGCGCUCUGGCGAUUCGCAAGUGCGCGGUGAACAAGGUCACUCGGGACAUGGUCCGCGAGGCUGGGGGCUUGGAUCCGCUCUGCAAACUCGUGCAAAACAACGAGGUUUACAGGAACAAAAAAUUGAUGGCGGCCAUAACGGGGGCGAUCUGGAAGUGCGCGAUGAGCCCGGAAAACGUGGGCAGGUUCAAUCAGAACAACUUGGUCGCGGUGCUUGUUUCCUUGCUCGACGAAAACGAGGACCAGAAUGUCCUUGCCAACGUGGUCGGCGCCUUGGCCGAGUGCUGCAAGGACCCCACCAACAGGGACGUCCUCAGGGCUCAUGAGGGACUUCCCAAGCUGAUAACAUUAUUGAGCGCCACGUACGAGCCCCUGCUGGAGAACAUACCGCUCGUGAUCGAGCAGUGCGCGGAGAACGAGGCGUGCAUGGACGUGAUAAACGACCAGGAGCACAAAUUGGACGGGGUGCGGCUGGUCUGGUCGCUGCUGAAGCACUCGAGCGAUCGCAUUAAGCGGAACGCCUGUUUUGCCCUGGUGCCCUGCAUCCGCCGGGCCAAGAACUCCCCGGAGAUGGUACGCGCGUUCGUCGGUGGCCUCGACCUCACCGUCAGUCUUCUCGAGAGCGAGGACAACCAGGUGCUCAGCGCCGUUUGCGCGACCAUCGCCGAGAUCGCCACUGACCCCGAGAAUCUCGGUAUUCUCACGGACCACGGGGUCGUCCGGAAGCUCGCCAACCUCGUCAACACGGAGGACGACAAACUCAGGGCAAAUCUGACUCUCGCCAUAGCCUUCUGUUGCGAGUGGGGUCAGAACAAUUACGAGUUUGGCAGGCUCAACGCGGUCGCUCCUCUGGUCAAUUACUUUACGAGCACGGACAAAGAGGUCCUGAAGGGAGUCUGCAUCGCGUUUUACCACUUGAGCAAGGAGCCUUACAAUUGCAUUACCAUGCAUACUUGUGGCGUUGUCAAGCACGUACUUCGGUUGGUUGGCUCAGAGGAUCCGGAAGUUCAAAUAGCAGCUGCGACCACGAUACGACACAUUCGCAAGCUUGCCCUGACAGCGGAAAAAUUCCAUCACAAAGAGAUAACAACUUUGGCGGAAACCGACUAUCGAAGAUGAGGAAAUAUUCGAG